Messenger RNA from Fomitopsis serialis, 522 nucleotides. RefSeq lists its product as uncharacterized. The annotation marks the transcript as partial. The record is from RefSeq and is a predicted model, not a curated record. The transcript has 3 exons. NCBI's taxonomy places the organism in Eukaryota, Fungi, Basidiomycota, Agaricomycetes, Polyporales, Fomitopsidaceae.
UUAGGCUUCUACUUGUUUGACUUUUGCUUGACAUUUGACCAACAAGUCAAGUUCUUGUGGAACCGCAAGCUGUCCAUUCCAUCAGUGUUGCUUGCACUUAUGCAUUCAUCAACCAUGAUCUUUGCAUUGUCAUAUCAGGCAUGUACUCUAUUGACAUGCCAGUGGCUGAUAAUGUGGCCUGACCCCAUGAUCUCAGCAAUUUCAGCUUUGCGUGUCUAUGCCAUCAAUGGAAGGCAUUGGCAGCUUCCUUCACUCAUUUUUGCAGUGGCCAUUCCAGGGAUUGUGCAAGACAUAGUAUGCAUCCAUGCUGAUUGGUUCCCUUGUCUGGUGAUCUCAAAACUCAUGUGGGCUUCACCAGUCGCUGUUGCUUCUACAAUUGUGGUCUUCACAGCAAACAUCCUUGUCUUGGGAGCAACAUGGUAUCACACUUUGACAGUGAAGAAACUAGCCGGUGCAGCUGGUCAAAACACCACACUGGUAACAUUGCUACUUCGUGAUGGUAAGUCAGACACUAUACAUUGA